AUGGAACAGUCUACUGCUUCUUCGGCAUCGACCCGAAGACGACAGAAAUUGAGGAUAAAAUGGUCGACCAAAUACGAGAUUGACUAUGGCAGCCAUUCGUAUGCUGGUCCAAGCUCAGGGCACUCGCCUGGCAUUGGUGAUUCACCAUCUUCUCAAUCUUACACCGACAAGGCCCUUAUACUGUACUCCCCGCAGGAAGAGUCCGCCAAGCUUUUAACACACUACUUCAAAUCAGCAUGCGAGGUUCUAUCCUCGUUUGACUCACCUAACAACCCUUACCGCUCGGAUCUGCUAGAAUUUAUACGGAACUCCCCGAUCGUCUUCAAUAGUGCCUUGAGUGCGUCGGCAGCCCAUUUAAGCCAGCAAGAGCAUGACACCUCUUUAAUACCUUUGACUUUCCAGACAGAAGCUAUUUCACAUAUAUCUAGGGAGCUCGCCGAAAUACAUGUUGCACAACACACAUUGGCUCCUCUCCGCCCCUCAACAACGCCAACCAUAAGAGAUGACCUGAUGCUGGGCAUCACCCUCAUUGGCAUGACCUCUAGCUGGCACGAUCCUUCUUCUCUCGGCCUGUGCCAUUUUCAUGGUGCUCGCCAAGUAUUCAGUAUUUGGAUGAAUCAAUUCGACCUCACGGACCUUCAGUUACCAUCUUACCGCAUCCAGCGCUUAAUAGCUUCAUCCAUGAUCUAUUGGGAAGUUAUGGCCUCUUGCUUGAUUGAUCAAGAGGUUGGCGCACUCUCAUAUCUCGACGUAUUCUCCGCUCUGCCACCUUCGACCUUUUGUUAUCCGUGUCCAUGGACCGGAGUCGGCACGAAUAUUCUGAUCCACCUCGCCAAAUGCAUGGCAUUAGUACGGCAGAAACGACAUCUGAGUUCAUACAACUUUUCGAUGGGUGAUGAUAUAGAUGCCUCAAGCCGCAUCCUCGAUUUAGUCACUCAAGCUUUUACUCUGAGUCUGGACAUAGACCACUGCCAAAUACCAGUUCCUGAAGCCAUACCCAAUACCGGCGACUACAGGACCCCGUCGGAUCAUCUCUGUAAGAUAGCCAAGUGCUAUCAGCUGGUUGCUCGUCUUGAGCUUGACCGAGCAUUUCCUGAAGUCACACAAUGCAUACAUGAUGAUCAAAAUCGUGAUGCAAUACUCUCACAGCAUAUCUUAAAGCUUGCACUGAAGAUGUUAGAAAUCAUGAAGGCAAUUCCCGAGGAUUCCCGAACUAUUGCCAUUCAGACCAUCAUAUUCCUGGUAGCAGGAAGUGCACUUGGAAUGAGUUCAGAUGCAAACACCAUUAUCAGAGCCUUAGUCGCAGGCUGGAGGAGAUUCGUGCUUGAGAGACUGCAUAAGUCAUUCUUAUCUCUCAAACUCCAGACGAUUAAUAGGGCAGCUACUGUGCUUCAGAGGGUCUGGGCACGGAUGGACUCAACGGCCAUGGAGGGGCCUGAUGAUAAGAGUCCAAUUUUACGCGUGCAUUGGAUUGAUGUUAUGGAAGAAGAUGGACUGGAGACUAUUCUAGGAUAA
This is a messenger RNA of Fusarium tjaetaba, 1515 nucleotides long. Its product is annotated as HNM1-choline permease. The transcript has 3 exons. Gene Ontology annotation, molecular function: transcription cis-regulatory region binding; DNA-binding transcription factor activity. Gene Ontology annotation, biological process: positive regulation of transcription by RNA polymerase II. The record is from RefSeq and is a predicted model, not a curated record. Lineage: Eukaryota; Fungi; Ascomycota; Sordariomycetes; Hypocreales; Nectriaceae. The coding region runs from base 1 to 1515 and encodes 504 amino acids. Gene Ontology annotation, cellular component: nucleus.